Messenger RNA from Neltuma alba, 3087 nucleotides. RefSeq names its product histone-lysine N-methyltransferase CLF. The transcript has 18 exons. The coding region runs from base 234 to 2807 and encodes 857 amino acids. Gene Ontology annotation, biological process: heterochromatin formation. NCBI's taxonomy places the organism in Eukaryota, Viridiplantae, Streptophyta, Magnoliopsida, Fabales, Fabaceae. Gene Ontology annotation, molecular function: protein binding; chromatin binding; histone H3K27 methyltransferase activity. The record is from RefSeq and is a predicted model, not a curated record. Gene Ontology annotation, cellular component: nucleus; PcG protein complex.
ACAACAAGAUACUGUGGAUAAAAUAGACGAAAAAAAAGGUCGUCAAAGCUGCCCGAGGGAAACUGAAAGCGUCAACACAAGUUCCGAAUUGGAGGCCUGACUAGGGUUUCUCCUCGGCCCGCCAAUUUUACUCGUCAUCUCGUUCCUCCUUUGACAACAUCCUAACUGGAUCUCGAUCCGAUUCCCCAUUCCCGAAUCGGGUCAUAUUGGAUUCGCCAGCAUUGCCGACGUCAAUGGCGUCGUCGAAGCCUCUGCCUUCGGCCUCUGCCGACGCAUCGGACUCUCCCAACGGCCAAUCGACAAAGAGGGAGCAAGACACAGGUUGUACUCCUAAGGACGUGCAAUCGGUUAUUGAUUCCUUGAAAAAACAAGUUGCUGCUGAGAGGGGCAUUUCCAUAAAGAAAACAAUGGAAGAAAGUAAAGCAAAGCUGGUCGUUGUUACAAACCACCUCCACAAGUUAUCCAUGGAAAGAAGAUCCUGCAGCAGUACUGGCACACAGAGAAGUCUGGACCUACUGACCAGGAGGCAACAAGAUGCAAUUGCUAUGCACAAUGAUAUUCAUGCAAGUAAAGGAGAUAAGGAGAGCAAUGGCUAUCAUGAGGAUAACCAUGCUUCUACAGCUGUUCUUCUAGGUUCUAAUGUGGCUGUAAAAAAUGCUGUUCGUCCUGUUAAACUACCUGAAGUAAAAAGAUUACCUCCUUACACUACAUGGAUUUUUCUGGACAGAAAUCAAAGAAUGACUGAGGAUCAGUCAGUAGUAGGUCGAAGGCGAAUUUAUUAUGAUCAAAAUGGUGGAGAAGCACUUAUUUGCAGUGAUAGUGAGGAGGAGAUGGUAGAGGAAAAAGAAGAAAGAGAAUUUGUAGAAUCAGAAGAUUAUAUACUUUGCAUGACUGUCAAAAAAUUUGGCUUGUCUGAUCUUGUUUUGGAAUCACUGGCCCGGUGUUUUUCUAGAAACGCUUGUGACAUUAAGGCAAGAUAUGAUGUUAUCAGCUCAAACAAUGCUGAAAAGAGUUCUCAAGGUGGAAAUUCGUUUCUGGACAAGGAUCUUGAAGCAGCUCUUGAUUCCUUUGAUAACCUCUUUUGUCGACGAUGUCUUCAGGCUUUCGAUUGUAGAUUGCAUGGUUGUUCACAGGAUCUCAUCUUUCCUGCUGAGAAACAACCUGCAUGGAUGCCUCCUGAUGCUGAAAAUGCACCAUGUGGACCAAAUUGUUUUCAGUUGGUGCUGAAAUCUGAAAGAUUUGCCAAAGUGGUCUCUUCUGCCCCGGGCGAUGUUGAAGAGAAAUGCUCAAGUGGUGCUGGGGUGCAAAAAUCAUCUAAGAAGUUGUGUACUCCAUCUGCUAGAAGGCGAAUGAAGUGCAGCCGAAGUGAAAGUGCUUCCUCAAAUGCAAAGAAUAUAUCUGAGAGUAGUGACUCAGAGAAUGGCCCAGGGCAGAAUAAUGCUUCACCUUCCCAGUCAAUACCUAAAACUAAAGCUACAGGGAAAAGCGGAGUUAGUAAGAGGAACAGUAAGCGAGUGGCAGAACGUGUUCUAGUUUGCAUGCAGAAGAGGCAGAAGAAAACAGUUGUGUCUGAUUCUGAUUCCAUUGGUGAAGCUCUUGAUCAUUCAUCGAAUGAGAUGAUUCCUGACCCCCCAGUCACAAGUAGUGAUGAGAACCUGAGGAAAGAAGAGUGUGUAAAUGAGAAUAUGUGCAAUCAAGAAUUCACUGAUAUUAAAUCGUGGAAAACUCUUGAAAAAGCUCUUCUAGAUAAAGGGGUGGAAAUAUUUGGUAGAAACAGCUGUUUAAUAGCGAGGAAUCUCUUGACUGGUCUGAAGACAUGUUGGGAGGUUUUCCAGUAUAUAAAUUGCAACGAGGGAAAGAUGCCAGGUCCUGUUGGUGAUGCUGCAAAUUCCCUUCUGGAUGGCUAUUCUAAGGGUAACAAUGAACUGAGACGAAGAUCAAGGUUUUUACGUAGAAGAGGAAGAGUCCGUCGAUUGAAGUAUACCUGGAAAUCUGCUGCAUAUCAUUCAAUCAGGAAGAGGAUUACAGAGAGAAAGGAUCAGCCAUGUCGUCAAUAUAACCCAUGUGGUUGCCAAUCAGCUUGUGGAAAGCAGUGUCCCUGUCUUCAAAAUGGAACCUGCUGUGAGAAGUACUGUGGAUGCCCCAAAAGUUGCAAGAAUAGAUUUCGUGGCUGUCAUUGUGCUAAGAGCCAAUGCCGAAGUCGACAAUGCCCAUGCUUUGCUGCAGAUAGGGAAUGUGAUCCUGAUGUUUGUAGGAAUUGCUGGGUUGGCUGUGGUGAUGGCACUCUUGGGAUUCCUAGCCAAAGGGGUGAUAAUUAUGAAUGUAGGAAUAUGAAACUUCUUCUCAAACAGCAGCAAAGGGUUCUUCUUGGAAGGUCUGAUGUAUCUGGAUGGGGAGCCUUCUUAAAGAACAGUGUCGGGAAGCAUGAAUACCUUGGAGAGUAUACUGGAGAGUUAAUUUCGCAUAGGGAGGCAGAUAAACGUGGAAAGAUAUAUGAUCGUGAGAAUUCAUCGUUUCUCUUUAAUCUGAAUGAUCAGUUUGUUCUUGAUGCUUAUCGGAAGGGUGACAAAUUGAAGUUUGCCAAUCAUUCUCCUGAUCCAAAUUGCUAUGCAAAGGUUAUAAUGGUCGCUGGGGAUCACAGGGUAGGCAUUUUUGCUAAGGAACGGAUUAAUGCCGGGGAGGAACUGUUUUAUGAUUAUCGCUACGAACCAGAUAGGGCUCCUGCCUGGGCUCGGAAGCCUGAGGCAUCUGGCUCAAAAAAAGAGGAUGGUGCUCCUUCAAGUGGUCGUGCAAAGAAGCUUGCUUAAUGGGAGGGAAUUUGUUUUCUUAUGAGAAAGAAAUCCAAAUUCAAUUCUUUCGUUAUUCUUUGGGUAGGUAGAGGAAUCAAUCUCAAUUCACAGGUAACUUUACAUUGUAAAGAAACCAUUUUCAUAUCAAUCUGCUGAAUUAACUACCUCGGAUGGAAGAUGCAAGCUUUGCAGAAUCUAAUAUAUAAAUCUUUGGAAUGUGUCAGGCCUGUCGCGGGUAUCCAGAAAUGUUUUAACUUACAGCUAAUCUGAUAGUUGAUCUAAUUUUGAUUUUAGUUCU